CAGACAGGACUACACCACAUCAGACAGACUGACAGACAGGACUAUACCACCUCUGACAGACUGACAAACAGGACUACACCAAAUCAGACUGACUGACAAACAGGACUACACCACAUCAGACUGACUGACAAACAGGACUACACCACAUCAGACUGACAGACAGGACUACACCACAUCAGACUGACAGACAGGACUACACCACAUCAGACAGCUAGACAGGAUUAUAUACAGGUAAUGAGACAGAUGACCCAGUUGCAACCAGGUUGAUACAAUGUCUGAGCAGGAGAAUGUGAUCAGAGUGUUGUUGGUUUCAGGAGAACCUGAUCAGAGUGUUGUUGGUUUCAGGAGAACCUGAUCAGAGUGUUGUCGGUUUUAGGAGAAAGUGAUCAGAGUGUUGUCGGUUUCAGGAGUACGUGGCCGGAGUCUGUUGUCUGUUCUAGGAGAACGUGGCCAGAGUCUGUUGUCAGUUCCAGGAGAACAUGAUCAGAUUCUGUUGUCUGUUUCAAGAGAUCGUAAUCAGAUUAUGUUGCCUGUUUCAAGAGAUCGUGAUCAGAUUCUGUUGUCUGUUUUAGGAGAAAGUCAUCAGUGUUGACUGUUUUAGGAGAACGUCAUCAGAGUGUUGUCUGUUUCAGGAGAAUGUCAACAGAGUGUUCUCUCUUUCAGGAGAAUGUCAACAGAGUGUUCUCUCUUUCAGGAGAAUGUCAACAGAGUGCUCUCUCUUUCAGGAGAAUGUCAACAGAGUGCUCUCUCUUUCAGGAGAAUGUCAACAGAGUGCUCUCUCUUUCAGGAGAAUGUCAACAGAGUGCUCUCUCUUUCAGGAGAAUGUCAACAGAGUGCUCUCUCUUUCAGGAGAAUGUCAACAGAGUGCUCUCUCUUUCAGGAGAAUGUCAACAGAGUGCUCUCUCUUUCAGGAGAAUGUCAACAGAGUGCUCUCUCUUUCAGGAGAAUGUCAACAGAGUGCUCUCUCUUUCAGGAGAAUGUCAACAGAGUGCUCUCUCUUUCAGGAGAAUGUCAACAGAGUGCUCUCUCUUUCAGGAGAAUGUCAACAGAGUGUUCUCUCUUUCAGGAGAAUGUCAACAGAGUGUUCUCUCUUUCAGGAGAAUGUCAACAGAGUGUUCUCUCUUUCAGGAGAAUGUCAACAGAGUGUUCUCUCUUUCAGGAGAAUGUCAACAGAGUGUUCUCUCUUUCAGGAGAAUGUCAACAGAGUGUUCUCUCUUUCAGGAGAAUGUCAACAGAGUGUUCUCUCUUUCAGGAGAAUGUCAACAGAGUGUUCUCUCUUUCAGGAGAAUGUCAACAGAGUGUUCUCUCUUUCAGGAGAAUGUCAACAGAGUGUUCUCUCUUUCAGGAGAAUGUCAACAGAGUGUUCUCUCUUUCAGGAGAAUGUCAACAGAGUGUUCUCUCUUUCAGGAGAAUGUCAACAGAGUGUUCUCUCUUUCAGGAGAAUGUCAACAGAGUGUUCUCUCUUUCAGGAGAAUGUCAACAGAGUGUUCUCUCUUUCAGGAGAAUGUCAACAGAGUGUUCUCUCUUUCAGGAGAAUGUCAACAGAGUGUUCUCUCUUUCAGGAGAAUGUCAACAGAGUGUUCUCUCUUUCAGGAGAAUGUCAACAGAGUGUUCUCUCUUUCAGGAGAAUGUCAACAGACUGUUGUCUGUUUCAGGAGAAGGUCAACAGACUGUUGUCUGUUUCAGGAGAACGUCAUCAGACUGUUGUCUGUUUCAGGAGAACGUCAUCAGAGUGUUGUCUGUUUCAGGAGAACGUCAUCAGAGUGUUAUCUGUUUCAGGAGAACGUCAUCAGUGUUUACUGUUUCCGGAGAACGUCAUGAGAGUGCUCUCUGUUACAGGAGAUUGUGAUCAGAUUCUGUUGUCUGUUUGACUGAUGAGUCUUGAUGGUUCCAAACUUCCAUUUCACAAUGAGGAAGCCCACUGUUCUCCUGGGAAUUUGCAAUGCAAUUUGACAACAAUCUGUGAGGUCUACUGUGAAUAGCUUGGUUUUUGCUCUGAGAAGUUUGGGGCUUUAUAUUGACACUUGUAUGUCUUUCUAAAUGAUGUAAUCAGUUUAAUUGAAGGUGGACUUCAAUCAAGUUCUAAAGACAUCUACAGACAUCUACAGGAUGGUCAACAGACACCGGAUGCAUCUGUGCUCAAUUUAGUUGCACCAAGGGAAAAACCUCCUUGCAUGGUGUAUCCAUCCCUGGCAGUCCUCUGCACCAACUGCCAGGCAACCAGCAUUCAUUGCCUCCAGGAGGGUCAUCUGCUCAUAUGUGAUCAUACACCUUCCAUCUCCAAGCAGAGAACAACUACUCAGUUGGAUUCAGUAAAGCAGAGUACACAGGGAGGAACUGUGUCAUCAUAUGGGGCUGUGCUGCAAACCAUUCAUUCACAAGGUGAGAGUGGUGGAAGGCAACAUUGUCCCAAAUGAUGACAUACAGAGUCAUGCCAAGCCUCAACAGCCCUCUCUCUUUGGGUGAACCCAGUCUUUCAUUCAGUGCAUCAAGAAAUGUGAUGAGGCAUUCUGUAUUGUAUGGGCCGAUAGUUGGUAUGUGGCAAAGGACAUCAUUGGAGAUUGAUGCACUGAAUGAAAACAGAGGUUGAAGCCAGCUUUGUACAUCUGCUUCAUUCUGACAUGGUUUCAUUGAAGGACUCAAUAGUCGCCAAACUAAGACUGUUGAUUUUUCUAAAUUCUCCCUGAUCUGCAGUUACUGCUGCCUGGAUAUCACGGUGUCUGAUCACAUUGUUUACCAUGACCAUAUCUACAAUGGCAGCCUCGUGUUCAAUACUAAAGGUCUUUCCUCUGCCACCAGUGUGUGGUAGUCUGAGGAUUCUAGAAAGUAAAGACAAAACGGACAUUAUGUCACAUAAAUUGGAUUAUUGAAACUACAUUACUGCAGACAGUUUGUUUUGCCAACAGGCCAAUACAGUGAAAUACACUGUGGUAGACAGUAACAUUGUGACUUACCUAUUCUCACUCCGAAAAAGCCUGACAAUAGAUGCCACAGUGCUCUGACUCAGAAUAUUUCCUAAUUGGUGAUAUGUUCAUAUUCUCUAAUUCAAACUAUGAUUAAAUUCCCCAGUUGGAGAUGUGUUCAUAUUCUCUAAUUCAAGCUGUGUUAAAAUUCUCUAAUUGGAGAUGUGUUCAUAUUCCCUAAUUGUGGAUGUGUUCAUAUUCACCAAUAAAAUAUUUAAUAUUUAAUACUGGGCAGAACUUACUAUAUAUGAGUUACUAGGCAGGAGAACCUAAUAAAAGGGCUGGCCAUUAUUUUUCUGAGUUACAUGGUAAUGCUGAAAAAUAAUAUAUUUUUUCCCGGAGAAAUUCCAUAUAUUGUAUUAUGUCAAAAAUAAUGUUGAUAUGUUAUCUGAGCAGGGACAGAUCAAGACUUUGCUAUCUUUACAUACAUUUACGUUUCUUCAUACCCGUUGCUGGAAGCAAUAAAAAGAUGGAGACAAAGAAACAAAAGGAGAAUAAAACACAUAUUGUCUGACGAAACACCACUAGAAUCACAGGUCUGAGAACUACUGAAACGGAAUACGACACACUUGGAGGUUGUGGGUUUCUUUAAUAAAUUUAAAAUGACAUAAAUAAAUGGCAGUACAUAAACUAGGGCAGCAACAGCAGGUAAUAAGUAAACUACACAUUUUAAUGACCAAACACAUUUCACCUGAAUUGACACAUUUUUAACAACCUUUAACACCGACUCCCCAGUUGUGUGGUAACAGAGUACACACUAACAUAGCCAAUCCUAUAGUAACAUAGUAUGGUGACAUUGUAACAUAGAAACUAUCCCCUUGAUAACACAAUAGUAUAGUAACAAACUAUCUGUGGGUCUUGUCCAAAGGCACUUGAGUAUUCACCUAUGAACAUCUUCUUUGGUGACGGACAAACAUUCACUGGUAAGGAAAUAUACUGUCAAUGUAUCUAUAUAUGUAAAGUGGAUAUACUACAGUAUAUACAGUAUUUUAUACUUUGCCAUAAGCUAAGACCAGUCUACGACUUAAAAACAACCUCAGCAUAAAAUUAAUACAGCCACAUAACAGAAAAGCAACUUCAGCCUAACCUUAGAACAACUGUACCCCACCAGGGGACAAGGUAAAGCUGAGUAUGUCUGGUACAUUACAACACUACCUGGUACUGUUAACAUAAAACAUUAUGUUUACAAUAACAUUAAAGCAUUAAAAUAUGUUUACUGUAACAUUCAAACAUUAUGUUUACAGUUACAGGUUUGUAAUAAAACAUGACGUUUGCUGUAACAACAAUACAACUUGUUUGUAGUAACAUGUUACACAAUAAAAGGCUGUAACAUGCA
This is a messenger RNA of Esox lucius (northern pike), 4299 nucleotides long. RefSeq lists its product as uncharacterized. Lineage: Eukaryota; Metazoa; Chordata; Actinopteri; Esociformes; Esocidae. The transcript has 2 exons. The record is from RefSeq and is a predicted model, not a curated record. Bases 637 to 1821 code for a protein of 394 amino acids.